CGGCUGGUGCAGCCGCACAGGUGCAGCAGCAGCGAUGCCGUCGUUUCCACGGUAACCGUGUUCUCGUCGCCGUUUCCCGCCCGGAAUCAUUCCACUCACCACGGUCGCACGGCCGUGUGUAUAUCAUAUACCGCGUUAACUCCGGCGCCCGGCACGGCCCGAACAGGCUCUAACGAUCUACCGACAGCCGACCCGCGGCGACGACAUUCUCUCGCGUUCGGCGCUCGCACGGCUUCUCUCCGGAGACGGUUCAGUGUCGUGUCUGCGAUGUGUGCGGACGGGUCGUCGUCCGCUGUCGAUCGCGCGGCUUUGUGCAUCGAUUGUGUUCGUUUUAUCUCGCGCGGCACGGAUCGUCGUCAACAGUAAAACCGCGUAUAAAUCGAUACCGGCGAUUCGUUACGAUAAUAUUAUAAUCGUACCGUUGCGAUACGCGCGACGUACAACAAUAUUGUUUUCCUCCGUCGAGGGCCGUCUUCGAACUGGCUGGUACUUGCAUAAUUAUAUAAUACACAUAGAAAAUAAAACGAAAGAAGUAAUGGUUGGAAGCUUGGAAGAAACAUUGAAGACAUGAAUUUGUAGUAUUAUAAGGUCUUUACUACAUAUUGUUUGAUGUUGUAAAUCAAUUCUACAAUUUGUUAUCUGAUUAUUUUAAAAUGAUUGAUUGGUAUGUGAAAUUAUUAGUAAACCAUCCACGUAAAGUAAUAACAAUUGUGGUGUUAUUAUGCAGUAGUACUAUUCUUAUACCCUAUUUUAUUGGACGCUUACCAGAGUUUUCACACCCAGAACUUGGUUUUGAGACACGUGGUACUGAUAUUGGUAAUCGGCAAGUUACUUGGGACAAUUUGAUGAAGGCAUUAGAAAAAGGCACAGAGUUGAUAGAUGAUAUUACAAGAAUACCAACUCAUGUAUUACCACAACAUUAUAAAGAUAUAGACUUCAGAAAAAAUGAUGUUUUAGUUAAUUUUAAGAAUUUGAAUUCUGAUGCGGAUUCUAAAAGUACUGAUAUAAAAAAAUUCCUACCUCAAACGUCACCAUUAGAUGAUGAAAUAUUUGAAGAAACUGAAAUUAUGACUCAACGGAAUGAUAAGAAAAGACGAAAGAAUAGAUUAGAUUUUUUUUGUUCCAGACCAACGUAUGAUCAUGCUAGAGUGGUGUUUACAUCAAGUGAUGGUGGACAUCUUUUUACAUACCAAGCAAUCAAGGAUAUGUGUCUUAUACAGGAGCGUUUAGAAAACUUGGUAGCAUAUAAAGAUGUUUGUGAUGUACAAGACCAUGGGUGCUGCCCACCGUGGUCUUUGGUUAACUAUAUUACAUUGUUAAGAAAACAUAAGUCUUGUUCAGAAAUUAUACCAAAAGAUAUUAAUGCAACAAUGACAUUACUUGAAGCUUGUACUCACUUUUAUCAUGACAAUAAGUUAUUUGAAUGGCAAACAGAUCAUUCUACAAUACCACGUCAAUGCGUUCAAUUUAGUGGUGUUUAUAAUUUAAUGCAUUAUCACUUAGAUGUCAAUUUUAUGCCACCACAUGCUCCAACUAAUGUUUUGACAAGUUCAAUGAUGUUUUUACCGUUCGGAAAAGGAUCAAUUGUUCAUGUUUAUGAAGCAAUGAAAGAUGCUAAUUUAUCAACACCAUUAGUUAGCAUUUCAGCAAUUGAUUUUGGUAUUAAAGAAAAGUUAUUUGACCUUGAGCUUGUCAGUGAUAUAUAUCUAAUUUUCCUGAGUACCUUUUUUAUUAUGUUAUGUGUAUUAUUUUAUACUUGGUCAAUAAUAAUUACAGUUGUGACCUUAUUGAAUAUACUAUUUUCCUUAUCCGUUUCCUAUUUUAUUUAUACAUUUGUAUUUCAAAUACAUUUUUUUCCAUUCAUGAAUGUCCUUGCCAUAAUUGUGCUAAUUGGAGUCAGUGCAGAUUCAUCGUUCAUUAUGUGUGAUGUGUGGAAAGUUAUCAAGAUUAAUGACCAGGCUGGUUCUUUGGUUGAUGUAAUUUCUAAGACACUAAAACAUUCAUUACUUUCUAUAUCAUUAUCCACAACCACAACAUUUUGUGCUUUUGCAUCAUCAUUUGUCAGUGCUAUUAAUGGAAUUAGUUGUUUUAGUAUUUUUUCAGCUAUGGCAGUUUUUGUCAAUUUAUUGAUAACUGUAAGUUUAUUACCAUCCUGUAUUGUACUUUUAAGCUCAAAGCACAGGCAUAAUAUUGUAUUAUUUGAAGUCGCACCAGUUAAUAAAUUAUUAGCAAUGGAGCAAAUGUUACGUGGAAUUCAAACUUCUUUUAAUGCAUGGUUAUUAAAAAUUGUGUUCCGCUUUCGAUGGGUGUGGAUAACAUUUUUUUUUAUUCUGGGUAUUUUGAGUAUAACUGUAAUAUGGAUAUGGCCAGGUAUGAAACUACCAGAAUCUGUGGAAUUUCAGUUGUUUCGGGAGUCUCAUCCAUUCGAACAAUAUGAUUUGGUUUAUAAAAAUCAAUUCUGGUUUGAAAGAAUUUUAAGGAUUGAUAAUAAUCCAGAAAAUCGAGUUCCUCUACGGUUUGUCUGGGGUUUGUUUCCUAAUGAUACGGGUAGUCAUUUGGAUCCAGAAGAUCACGGAAAUUUAGUGUAUGAUCCAAACUUUGAUAUAGCGCAUCCAAAGUCACAAAGUUGGCUAUUGCAGUUUUGUGCAAAUUUACGCUUGCAGCCCUUCUAUCGAGCUCUUGGUGGACCACAAAUGACAAAUUGUUUUAUGGAAACGUUUGUUAAGUGGAUGGGCCAUGCUUGUGUAGAUAACCUUGAAAAAGAUCGAUGGCCAUGUUGUAAUUCUUUUGAGUUUCCAUUUCCGAGAAAUAUAUUUCAUUUCUGUAUUAUGAAAGCUAUGUACAUUGUAUAUAAUACACCAGUUUCCAUAUUUGUUCCUUCUGUAGCUGGACCUAAGUUUUCAAAUCCAUUAUUUCAUUCAGAAAACCAAACACUCUUGCCAAUCAUAAAAGCUGUUGUUGUAGAGUUUGAAAGUAAUUUUGUUUUUACUACAUCUUAUACAGACAUGGAACUAUUUUAUAAACAAGUUGAGUCAUGGUCAUCUAAAAUGAUGGAAACUGCUCCGCCUGGCCUCAGAAAUGGUUGGUUUUACAGUCAUCUUGGUUUCUAUGAUCUUCAAAAAACAUUAAUUGAAGACACUAUAAUGUCAGCUUUUAUUGCACUGUUUCUUGCUUUUACCAUAAUGUUCUUUGUAACUACAAGUAUUUCAUUAACUGUAAUUACAGUGCUUUCUAUAUUUUUCAUCAUCUGCACUACAAUUGCCGUGUUGGUUUUGAUGGGUUGGCAUCUUAAUGUUUUGGAAUCAAUUGCUACUUCUGUAGCUAUUGGUUUAUCUGUAGAUUUUAGUCUGCAUUAUACUAUUGAGUAUCAGUUGGCUUGUGAAGAUUCACCUAGAGCGACAGCCAUUUCAAAAGCAUUGUCCUUAAUGGCCUGUCCAUCAUUGAUGGGUGCAAUCACAACUGGUGCUAGUGGAGCAUUUAUGUUGCCUUCGGAUGUUUUACCGUAUGCUCAACUUGGCAUAUUUUUGAUCAUCAUAAUGUUUAUUAGUUGGUUCUACUCAACUUUUUUUUUAGUAUCACUUUUAUCAGUAUUUGGUUCAGAUUAUGAUCAUGGUCCAUAUCCAUAUCGUUGUUGUAAGAAAUUACGAAAUAUCAAUGUGAACGAAAGACAUAAAAACCGUGUAAGACACGCUUCUCCAUUUUCUAAUGUUGCAUCAGAAUCAACUGUAUCAUGUAUAAGCACUGCUAUUGUUAAUCAACCUACAGCUCAAGAGUUAGAAAAUUUAACUGUUCUUCCAGUUAAAUUUCAACCUUCUAAUACAAGAUCUGUUACUUCUAGUUUAUAUUGGGAUGAUGAUAAUGAUGUGGUAAAAAAAAAUGAAACCAAUGCCAUACACAUUUAACUUAUUAUUCUCCUUUAGUUAAGUAUUUUUGUUUGAACAUGGAAAAUAUCUACUGAUUUGUAUUAUUUAUUGAAUAUUUAACAUUAAUACACUUUUAUGAUUUUAUCAUGACCAUGGUUAAAUAAAUACUUACUGUAGUGUGUUCCUAUCAGAGCGGGCAGGCGCAGGGAUUGACUAUUCGCCAUACUUAAAUUGCCAAGGUUCCAUCCAUUAGAUGAAUACUUAUUUCCUCGAAAUUGUAGAUCUUUUAUUGUGAUUUAUAUCCAGCCACACGGGCAUGAAGGCCACUACAGGUCCUAAGUUUAGUGAUCAGAAGCAGUAGUCGCUAGGAACUAUUAUUGUAAUACUUCCUUAAAUUUUAUACUUUAAUAGCAAUUCGAGGGAUAGGUGUGUUUGUACUCACUAGCACAUAUAAUGCCUGCUGCACAUAAUAUUAAAAUAUGGUUUUUUUGUGAAGUUUGAUAAAAUGCCUAUUGUUUUAAAUGAAAAACAAAUUGAUAAUUAUGACUAGUACAUAGUUGUAAUUAUUAAAACUGCUUGUGCUCAAUCAUAAUAAUAUUAUGUUCAUUAAUUAAUAUUAAAUAGGUAUAAACUUUAUUUGUGUGAGUAGAUAAUUAAAAUGACAUUAUUAUAAAAUAUUCACUUUGUUAGUAUUAUUUUUGAAUUUUGAUCUCUUUUGUUUAUAUAAUUAUUGUGUUUUUAUUAUUUUAUGAAUUUUUUGAGUUUAAUAUUUGAUGUAUUUAAUAAAAUGCUAUUGUUUAUAAUAUUAUAGUUAAAUAGUAAUGUAAUAAUUGCUAUAUAUUUAAAUACAAGUUACAUGUGUAUUAAAUAUUAUAUUUAACCAUAACAAUAGUAUAGGUACCGAGAUAUACAGUUAUAUGUUUUUUAGUUUAUUAUAUAUAUAUAAAAAAGAUAUUUUAAAAUAUAUUAUUGUAAUUGUAAACAAGUGCAUUUGACUGAAAAGAAAAGAGGGGAAUUAAUUGUAUUAGUUCAAAAAUAUUUUGUGGCUUCUAAAAAUAUAAAUUAAUUUUUAGUCUUAAGGCUUAGUUAUCUUUGCAAUUUUUUUAAACUAUAUAAACAAAAUUUAAAUCGAAUUAAGAAGUAAUUUAUAAGUGAGAUUCAGAAAUUUAACAAAAAUAUAUGAUAUAAUUAUUGAUUUUUUUUUAAUGGAUAUAAUUGAUCUAAUCAUUAUGAAGUAGAAUGUCAGCGCGUUAUAUGUAUUUUUUCCCUCUGACCAACCCAUGCAUAAAAACAGUAAAUUUGCAUUCAUUCCUUCUUCAAAACCAAUCUUAUUUUGUUAGAUUUCGUGUUAGAAUAAAGAAUAAACCUAUCGUGAAAUUUAAAGUUUCUUAGUAUUAUUAUUUAUUAACUUGUGAAUUACUUACCUAUCUCAAUCAUAUAUUUACUUUUGUGUUGUUUUUUUUAUGAAUUUAUAUGUAAAAUGUCACAAUUUAAAAAUGCUCAUACCUUCUUUUAAAAUUAAAUAUUGUGAAAUUUUAAUGUAAAAAGACUUCAUGUUUUUAACUUUAAGUUUGAUUAUAAGUCAAUUCACUCUAUAUUACUAAAGCUAACGCAAAUUUUCGAUGUUGCGCAUGGGUCGAAGAGAAAAAACAAAUACUACGCUGACAUCCUUUUAAUUAAAAUGAGAUUUACAGUAUUGUGGUGGUGUGAAAUAUUUUUCACAGUAACGCACAAAAAACAUUUAAUUAAUGAGUCUUUACCAUCCAUAAUUUUUGCAUAUUCUAUGGCCUACGCGACCACGCUAUGAUUAUAGUGAUGGUGUUCGGUGCCUCAUUUUAAGCACUCGCAAGCACAACAAUUAGUUUUACAGUAUUUACCAGCCACACCAGCACUUUUACAAUAUAAUAUAUAUUGCUCAUUAGCAUUAUGGUUAUGCAAAAUAAAUUGUAACUGUAUAUUUAUGAAUGUUGAUUGUUUUACUUUAUUGUCUAAAGUACCUAACAUGAUGUUUAAUAUUAUAUUAUUACGUUAAUUAAUUAUAUUACUUAUAUAUGUACUUACCUUUAUUGAUUAUUCGUGAAAUUGAUUUGUAUUAAAUACUCUGUUGUUGUGAUGGAAUAUUGUUUGGAAUUUAGUACAAAAUAAAAUUAAUACUAAUAAGAGAGUAAA
Molecule: messenger RNA, 6032 nt
Organism: Aphis gossypii (cotton aphid)
Lineage: Eukaryota; Metazoa; Arthropoda; Insecta; Hemiptera; Aphididae
Gene: disp
Product: protein dispatched
Exons: 12
Coding region: 654-3902 (1082 amino acids)
Cellular component (GO): membrane
Source: RefSeq, a predicted model, not a curated record